UUUAUCAAAGUACAUGAUCAAGAUUACCUUUUGGACGAAAUUUUAACCGCUCUUUUACAUAAAUUGCUACGCCCUUCAUACAAACUUCAAAGCUGUAAUAAAUGCAAUUAAAAUCAACAAUUUUCAAUUUUACCAUUGACCUGACUACUGUUGAUUAGUAAAACCAACAGUUAAAAUAUUGCUUACAACCAAUUUUUCAUUACAAAUGGAAACAUCAACUUUACCAUCUUCAUCUUUCAACUAAUCUACUGUUUUUAACUUUUGUUUUUAUAAUCAUUUACAAUUUAAAUCUCCAAUCAUUUAUCAUUCCAUUAAUUGACAUCACCUUCAUUAAGUUCAAAUAUGGUCAAAUUAACUGCCAAGGAAUUGCUGGAGUUGGUUAAACUCUUGAGAAUUGAUGUGUUCUUAAUGCUGGCUGUUUUUGCCCUUCUCAUGCCAGCAGUGACCGUUACUCAACUUUCCCAGGAUAAAUAUUGUAUGAAUACCAUUCCAGGCAAUGAGUCAAUAUGCUUGGAACUCGAGAAACACGCCAAUGACUCCUACACUCCAAUCCGUAAUAUGGUCUUGGAAAAGGCAACAACCCUGAAAAUGUACUCGACAAUUAUAGUGACAGUACCUGGUAUUGUUUUUUCACUUUUCCUGGGCUAUUGGGUCGAUGCUUAUCCAGGUCACAUUCGGUAUAUGCUCACACUUGGUCCAAUCUGUGGAAUCCUGCAAAAUUUGAUUCUAAUCUAUCAGUGUUUGGCUUUUGACAUAAAACCAAUUGCAUUAUUGUACGCAAAUAUACCAGCCGCAUUGAGUGGAUAUAUGGUUAUCCUCAUGACUGGAGCUUAUACUUAUAUCACAAGGAAAACACCGCCAAAAUAUCGAGCAAUCAGAUUUGCAAUUUUAGAGCUUUUCAUGUUUAUUUCAAUGCCUGCAUCGACAACUGUUGGUGGAUAUGUGCUUGCAUUGAAACCUUGGUUUUCUGGUCAACAUCGUAAUUACAUUGGAGUUUUCAUCAUUUCCAUAAUAAGUUCAGCUGUUUCAGCACUUUGGGUGGCAAUUUUACUCAAUGAUGCUGGCACUUCUGAAGAAGAAAUGAAUAACAACAAUGGCCCUAGUUCGGGUGAUUCACCUAGAAACAAUCGUCAUGAACUUAACAAACCUGCUAACUCUAAAGAUGGACCAAAGAGUACAAAAGCAAUCUUUUUAGAGAUCAUCAACAUUCGUAAUGUUAGCAAUACAAUGAAUACUGCUUUCAAAAAGCGUGACCACAAUGGACGAUUCUUUUUAUUAUUCACAAUGGUCUCUAUGGCUAUCUGUCUCAUUGGUUACAUGGGGGAAAAUGCCAUUGGUUUUCAGUUUGCUCAACGAGUUUAUCACUGGAAUGCUGAAUAUUAUUCAUUCAUGUCAGCAUUCAUUAUUAUAAUUCCCGCCAUUGUGACUAUAAUCACACCUCCAAUUUUGAUUCACAAAUUUCAUUUACAUGAUACUGUCAUAGGAAUAAUUGGAAGUCUCUCCCUUGUUCUUUGCAUGUUUCUUCGUGGACUAAUUCUCAAUGAAGCUGGAUUCUUUGUUGGUAUUGCUUUUGGUAGCUUCAUGGGCUUAUUGCCCAUCUGUAAUCGAUCUGUGAUAGCCAGGAUCAUAAAAUACAAUGAAAUUGGCCAAAUAUAUGCACUUUUAUCUUGCAUUGAAUCAACUGGACCUUUAAUAUCAUCCUUGUUUUUUUCAAAGUUGUUCAAUGCCACAAUUAAUGAUGCUCCUGGUGUUGUUUAUAUUGCUGCUGGAUUCGUUGUAUUAUUUCCUUUGAUCAACAUGACUUGGCUUUUCUGUACCAGAAAGAGUUGGGAUUUAGUUUUAUUGGGUGAAAUGGCUCCUCCAGGCGUUCCAGCAACUGAGAAUGGCACUCAGGAAAUGACAUUUGAAUCAGUCGUUAAUCAAGAAAAUAUUGACCAAAGUCGUGUCGUCUAUAUUAAUUCAACUCAAAUAGAAAGUCAAAAAGAAUUAGAUAUUGAUGAUAAAAUUGAAGAAAUUAUAACUGGUAAAGUUGAAAUAGUCUUCGAGAGAGUCACCGAGAAAGAAUGAAUUAAACUCAAUCGCCAUUUAUCAUCUCACAAAUUAAUAUAAAGGAAUCCUAGCUUGUCCUUUGUAUCAUAUUUUAUUGAUAGAUUUCGAUCAAUCCAUCAUUUUAAACGGAUCGCAGUUCAAAAUACUGAGUUUCCAAGCUCAUUUUUCAUAUAUUAUAUUUUUGUAUUUUUAAUAUUCAACUCACACAAAUUUUAUUUUACAAAUAAAGUAUCAAUCCAGUUUCAUUUAAUA
Molecule: messenger RNA, 2301 nt
Organism: Tetranychus urticae (two-spotted spider mite)
Lineage: Eukaryota; Metazoa; Arthropoda; Arachnida; Trombidiformes; Tetranychidae
Biological process (GO): transmembrane transport
Cellular component (GO): membrane
Molecular function (GO): transmembrane transporter activity
Source: RefSeq, a predicted model, not a curated record